AUGCAGCUGAACUUCAAUGGGUUGCGAGCCCUGGUGACAGGUGCAGGGAAAGGGAUCGGACGGGACACAGUAAAGGCACUCUGCAAAUCUGGAGCCAGGGUGGUGGCCGUGAGCCGGACCAAUGAAGACCUGGUCAGCCUUUCCAAGGAGUGCCCAGGGCUGGAGCCCAUGUGCGUGGACCUGGGUGACUGGGAGGCCACAGAGCAGGCACUGGGUAGCGUGGGCCCUGUGGACCUGCUGGUGAACAAUGCAGCUGUGGCGCUGCAGCAGCCCUUCCUGGAGAUCAGCAAGGAGGUCUUUGACAGGUCAUUCAAUGUGAACCUGCGUUCUGUGCUUCAAGUGUCCCAGAUUGUGGCACGGGGCAUGAUCAGCCAAGGGGUACCUGGCUCCAUUGUCAACAUCUCCAGCAUAGCUGGCCUUGUCUCCUUACCUCAUCUGGCUGUCUACUGCUCCACCAAGGGUGCAAUGACCAUGCUGACCAAAGUCAUGGCCCUGGAAUUGGGGCCACACAAGAUCCGGGUCAACUCUGUGAACCCCACGUUGGUGCUGACGGCCAUGGGCCAGAGUGUUUUUGAGAACCCCGAAAUAGCCCAGAGGAUGAAGGAACGACACCCACAGCAGAAGUUAGCAGCGGAGGUGCAGGACGUGGUCAACAGCAUCCUCUUCCUGCUCAGCGACUGCAGCGCCAGCACCACCGGCUCGUCCAUCCUGGUGGACUGCGGGUACUUGGUCUCUUAG
This is a messenger RNA of Erinaceus europaeus (western European hedgehog), 738 nucleotides long. Its product is annotated as carbonyl reductase [NADPH] 2-like. Gene Ontology annotation, molecular function: L-xylulose reductase (NADPH) activity; carbonyl reductase (NADPH) activity. The coding region runs from base 1 to 738 and encodes 245 amino acids. The record is from RefSeq and is a predicted model, not a curated record. NCBI's taxonomy places the organism in Eukaryota, Metazoa, Chordata, Mammalia, Eulipotyphla, Erinaceidae. The transcript is spliced from 8 exons. Gene Ontology annotation, biological process: xylulose metabolic process; glucose metabolic process.